Stereum hirsutum FP-91666 SS1 is the source of this 1349-nucleotide messenger RNA. RefSeq names its product Endonuclease/exonuclease/phosphatase. Lineage: Eukaryota; Fungi; Basidiomycota; Agaricomycetes; Russulales; Stereaceae. Gene Ontology annotation, molecular function: poly(A)-specific ribonuclease activity. The record is from RefSeq and is a predicted model, not a curated record. Bases 12 to 1349 code for a protein of 445 amino acids. The transcript has 7 exons.
CAGUAGCUCGCAUGCCUUCACAAAAGAUCGAGCUUACUCCGGAGCAGCUUGCGAAGCAAGAAGAACGUGCACGCAAGAAAACGGAGCGAGCCAAGGCUGGUCCGGUAGCCGUGGCUAUCGACAAUGAGAAGGGACGAAUAAUUCAACGGCCUUGGUUGAAGGUGCAGGAGGCUCAGGGAAAGGGAGAGACUGUGAAGAUUAUGACAUGGAAUCUCUUAGCUCAAACUCUCGUCCGUCGUGAACUGUUUCCGACUAGUGAUUGCUUAAAAGCGCACCAGAGAGAAAAUAUGAUCUACCAAGAAAUCCUGUCCUCUGGCGCAGACAUUCUCUGCAUGCAGGAAGUCGAUCGCCUGGAGAAACUGAAACCGUUCCUUGCUCAAGCUGGCUACGAGCAUACGUACGCGGCAGGACCACAGAAAAAACACGGCUGUCUGAUAGCUUUUCGCAAGGCCUUGUUCACUCAGACGGGGGCCCGCACCGUCAUAUAUGACAAUGAAGACGUGCGAGAAGAAGGAGAAGAACGCACACGACGAGGAUCUAGCUUUAGGACAAAGAACAUCGGUUCUAUCGUGGCAUUGAAGAAGACUGGGACCGAAGACUUUGGCAUAGUGAUUGCUACCACGCACCUUUUCUGGCAUCCCAAGUAUAUCUAUGAACGCUCACGCCAAACAGGUAUUCUACAACGAGAGGUCAUCAAGUUCAGGGACCAGAAUGGUCAUGUCAACUGGCCGUGCGUUUUCGCAGGAGACUUCAACUUCCAGCCCACAGAAGCUGCCUAUUCACUUCUCAGGGGUCUCCCUCUCCUCUCAUCGCAUGAAACCGGUCUUUCCGAUUCAAGGGUCGUGCACGUGAGCAUAGACCCCACAGUUCCGAUUACUACGCCGAAGGCCACUGAGGACGAAGAAGGCGAAGGCAGCACAACCGCUGACACCGAUAAAGUCAUAAAGAACGCACGAGUAGCGAUGAAGUCGGACGGACUACUCAGCAGUGAAGAGCUGACUGCACUUUACGAGACCAUCAGAUACCCCAAAAGUGCUUACGACGAAGGACAACGACUUCUCUUCGAAGCUUCGAAUCCGGACGUCCUGCGAUGUGGCGAUAGACUUCAAAUACCUAAGGAUCAUCAAGGCGCCUUUGAGCCUGAGUGGACAAACUACACAUUUUAUUGGCAACUGUCCCUAGAUUAUAUAUUCAUUAUAGACCCUCCAAACCGCUCGUCUUCUGUGCUAAGUUUGCUCAAACCACACAAGAAGGACGACAUUCACCCAGGAUUGCCGAAGAUGGGCGUUUGUGGAAGUGACCAUAUUUCUUUGGCAGCAGAAAUUCAAUGGAGUAUCGAUGAUUGUUAG